AUGGCCGGGAAGACAGAAGAUAUCUCCGAUGUCGAAGAGAGGAAGAACGAAGAUAUCUCCGAUGACGAAGAUUUCGCCGCCGUGGUGAAAAGGUCUCACUCAGGCGUGUUCUGGGACGCCGUGGGUUUCCCAUUACCUCGUGGUAUGAGUCCUGAUGAGAUCCAUAAAAGAAUCGAAUUAUAUUUACAUGAGGGUGAUGAGGAUAUUACGGGUCACACAUACAUAUGGGUUUAUGUUGAUGAGACGGAUAAGGAAGGGCCUUGGUUUGGGUCUUCUUAUCUCACAGACAAGACUUGGGAUUCCAGAAUCUACUUCCUUCCCGGAGGGGCUGAUAAAUACAAGAGACGUUGUAGAAUGUUACAUGACAUCCAUUUCUGGGCAACGGACUUCCCUCCUCCAUCACUUUUGUUCGUAGUGUCGGAUCAAGUCAAAAACGACUCCUUGUUCUGCGAUAGGCUUUCAUUGUUUGCUAGCUCAGGUUACCGUGUCUUCUUAGCAGCUCCGUUUAAGAAGUACUCACCAGAUACUGAAGCUCGUUGGCCAAGAUCGCUUUUCCGUCGACUCUUCUCUUUUGAAGACGAAGAGUAUUGCUGA
Messenger RNA from Microthlaspi erraticum, 594 nucleotides. The record is from the annotation of a GenBank genome assembly. Lineage: Eukaryota; Viridiplantae; Streptophyta; Magnoliopsida; Brassicales; Brassicaceae.